Cordyceps fumosorosea ARSEF 2679 is the source of this 2799-nucleotide messenger RNA. RefSeq names its product tyrosine-protein phosphatase non-receptor type 6. The transcript has a single exon. Gene Ontology annotation, biological process: protein dephosphorylation. Bases 1 to 2799 code for a protein of 932 amino acids. Lineage: Eukaryota; Fungi; Ascomycota; Sordariomycetes; Hypocreales; Cordycipitaceae. Gene Ontology annotation, molecular function: protein tyrosine phosphatase activity. The record is from RefSeq and is a predicted model, not a curated record.
AUGACGGCUCACACUGCACGAACCCCCGGGGUAUCAAGUCCCCAUAAUCUAUCUAGACGACCUUCACGAACCAUAACGAAAUCAACCACACCCCUCUCUUCACCCCGCGCCGCGUAUUCCGUCGGUCAGAACCACCCGCCCAGAGGCUCUCCCGGUCGCCGAGCACCACCACGCGCCCCGAGUCCCAACUAUUUUGGCCUGGUCAUCGAUUCAAACCUCGAGGGGGCCGACUCUUCAGUUCCCGGAAAAGACAACUGGAGCCCAGCCGGCUCCUCAAUAAAGUCCUUUGCCGCCGCGCUGCCCAAGACUGUACCCCUCGAACCCAAUUCCGAGUUUGAAGCCUUCAAAAGGCAGGUGGACCGCAAUCGCGGGCCCUCCUUUGCACUUCCUACCACUAGCCAUGUUCCCUCGGCGUCUGCUCACAUGGCCCGUCCUCGACCGGCCCGCUGGCAUUCCCAUAGUCAUGAGCCUCCCACAGAGCCGUCGUCGUUUCGGCUAGCAUUGAAUAGAAUACGCGCCGACAUGGGCCCGAUGAUGAAGCCGGACGCUGAUCAGAGAAGCCUUCACGACUCCGCAUACGUAUCGUUGGACUCGAAGCGUAACUUGGAUGUGUCCUUGAAGCUACCUCAGGUUGCCCCUCCUCCGCGGGUUGCGUCCCCGCUGCUGAUGGAGGAAACAAAACAGCCGUCAAACCCGACUACAUCGGUAGAGCAGUACCGUGAUGAGCGACUCUCACUCAACGAACCUAAACCACGAAGACAAUCACCAAGCAUCGGUCUACCGCGGGCUUCCACCCUACCAAUGAAGCUAGAUGCCCAAAGCCCCUUUAUCGCUGGUGAUCAGCUAGCCAACAUUAUGGAAGCCGGGGAUAUGGAUGGGGUAUUGCUCAUUGAUGUUCGCUCGGUUCAAAAUUUCUCACAAAGUCGCAUCAGGCAUGCGCUCAACCUGUGUAUUCCAACUACGCUGUUGAAGCGCGCCACCUUUGGCAUCGAAAAGCUCCAGGCAACCUUCCAAGACAGUAUCAACUCGACAAAGUUCAAUCGUUGGAGAGACAUGCAAUGGAUCAUAGUCUACGACACCAACGCUUCCGAUAACCGCGAUGCCUUUACAGCCCAGAGCAUGAUCAAGAAGUUUACCGCGGCCAACUUCUCCGGCAAGACUGGGAUUCUCCGUGGAGGUUUCAGUCUUUUCCGCCAAUCAUUCCCUGCACAUGUUGACACCGAGCCGACUGCAGCGCCGGCCACGAAGUCGCAGAAUGCUUCUUCAGAUUGCAACGCGGUUGCCCCCGUCAUUGGUGGUGUCAUGCUACCAACGAGCAUGCAGGAGCCCAACCCAUUCUUCUCCAACAUCCGCCAGAAUAUGGAUCUUGCAGAUGGCGUUGGCCAGUUCGAUGUCCACUUGCCCGAUGGUCUCGAAGCCUCGUGGCUCCCAAUCUGGCUGCGUGUGGCAGCUGCGCCUGGGGACCACGGCAAAAAGGUCUCUGACAAAUUCCUUCACAUCGAACAAGAGGAACAAUCUCGGAUGAGGAGCGCGUACGCUGCAUUCAACCCUAAUCACGCAAAGUCUGCCAGCAAUAUCCAGCUAUGCGGCGUGGAGAAGGGAGUCAAGAACAGAUACAAGGAUAUUCUUCCGUUUGAGCACAGCAGAGUCCGUCUAGAAAACAAGGCUUCUGGUUGCUGUGACUACGUCAAUGCCAGUAAUCUCUCUGCUUCGCGUAGCAACAAGAAGUAUAUCGCCACACAGGGUCCGCUGCCGGCCACCUUUGAGGACUUUUGGUCCGUCGUAUGGGACCAAGAUGUCCGUGUCAUUGUCAUGCUGACAGCAACGACGGAGGGCGGGCAGCUGAAAUGCCACCCGUAUUGGGAAGGUCGCGAGUUUGGGCCCAUUCGCUUGCGGCCUUUGUCCGAGAAGAAGGCAUCGCUUGACGUUGAGAAAUACAGAUCGGAUUCUCACAGCACACCGGCAUCACACGCCUCGGAGCGUGGCCGGCGCCGAGCCAACACCACGACGGCAUUCGAGGCGGCACCAACCCUAUCACCCGACGAAGAGGCCCCGUACGUUAUCAUACGCAAGUUUGCGCUGUCGCACACGUCUCAUCCAUUCGCGCCGAUACGCGAGGUCACCCACCUGCACUUCCCUGGGUGGCCUGACUUUGGGACUCCUGCUAAGCCGUCGCAUUUGCUUGCGCUGGUAGAGCUGGCCAACGUGAUGCAGCGUGCUGCACUACCCGUCGAGACCGCCGCUGUUGUUGAAGCGCACAAGGCAAUGGAGGGCGGCGCGUUGCCCAUCGCGUGGCACGACGAGCCAGAGGCCGAUAAGAAUUGCCGACCCAUGCUGGUUCACUGCUCGGCAGGCUGCGGCCGCACUGGCGCGUUCUGUACUGUCGACAGUGUCGUUGAUAUGCUGAAGCGAAAGCGUCAAGCAGAUCUCACCGGCAUCGCUGUCAAGGACGCAGAGGGUGACGUCAGCAUGCUCAACCCUGCCGAGAUGUCGGCAUCGGAUUGUUACUUUCAGCUGAACCUGAGCUCCGCGGCUGACCAGCUCGCAAACCUGCCCCAUCAGCAGCGAAAGUCGACGGCACUCGACACGAGGUGGCUGAAUGACGACUCUGUGGACUUGAUCCAAAAGACCGUGCAGGACUUUCGACAGCAGCGUCUCAGCACGGUGCAGAGCCUGCGGCAGUAUGUGCUGUGCUACGAGACGGUUCUGGAAUGGAUGCAUUGCAUGCAGGACAGGACGGCAAGCGCCCUGGCCGGACGUAAGCGUAGUGGCAGUUUGACGCUGACGCUCCCUCACUAA